AUGCCUAGCUCCAGCUCACAUCCCUUCAACCCCAGCGCUGAGCCCGGAAGGGCCACAACCAGCGCCCUUGCCUUUGCUCCUCCUCUCGACCACACAGCCUUCGCCGUGGUGCUAGAUGCCAAGGCUAAGGAGAGGGACGCCCGCAAGGAAGCAGCGAGGAAGCAGAAGAAGGAGGAGAAGGCAAGGCUCAAGGCAAAAACAGCGGCGGUCGAGUCUGACAACGCCUCCAUCUUCAGCUUCUCCAGCUUCGGCAGCACCACCGGUCUCUUUGGCAAGAAGUCCAAGGGCGAGUCUAGCAAAUGA
Messenger RNA from Grosmannia clavigera kw1407, 303 nucleotides. RefSeq lists its product as uncharacterized. NCBI's taxonomy places the organism in Eukaryota, Fungi, Ascomycota, Sordariomycetes, Ophiostomatales, Ophiostomataceae. The record is from RefSeq and is a predicted model, not a curated record. Bases 1 to 303 code for a protein of 100 amino acids. The transcript has a single exon.